AUGGUGCUUGCAGGUACAAGAUUAGGUGGACAGGUAGCCCUGUUGGGCUCAACUGAGCGGGAGAAGCUGCAGGGAACCAUUAUGUGGGAAAAUUACCCAAAAGAUGGAUCACCAAAUCUGACUGGAAAAAACGUCGGGUUGCUCAAAAGAAUCCAGAAGAGGGUGAAGGAGGACAACCCUGAGCAGGAGGUAAUUUUCUUACACUGCCUAAUCCACCAGGAAGCACUGUGUAAAUCCGUAUUGCAGCUUGACUACGUAGUGAAGCCAGUUGUAAAACUCGUUAACUUUAUUCGAGCGAGGGGACUUCAGCAUCGUCAGUUUAUUAAGUUUCUUGAAGAAAUUGACGCUGAUCACCAGGACAUGCUUUACCACUCCAAUGUCCGCUGGUUAAGUUUGGGGAAAGUAUGUCGACAAGGGUGGGAGCUCAAACAGGAGACUAUCUCAUUUUUGGAGCUACUUGAGAAAGCUGACGAUUGGCUUUGUGAUUUAGCUUUUGCUGUGGACAUACUGACACACAUGAAUGAGCUGAAUGUGAAGCUACAAGGGAAAGACCAGUUUGUGUAUGAAAUGUACACAAACGUCAGAGCCUUCAAAACCAAGCUAGCUUUAUUCUCAAAGCAAAUGUCAAACAACUCAUUCGUUCAUUUCCCACUACUGGCUACGCUGAAAGAGCCCCCUCGACUUGCGAAAAAAUACAGGAAAUCACUGGACAACCUGCAUGGAGAAUUCUGCCCUCGGUUCUCUGAUUUGGAAAAAUUUACAAGUCACUUCAGCUGGUGUCAUGUCCCUUUACACAAGACCCUGAAACGGCACCACAGGAGUUGCAGUUGGAACUGA
Molecule: messenger RNA, 837 nt
Organism: Erpetoichthys calabaricus (reedfish)
Lineage: Eukaryota; Metazoa; Chordata; Cladistia; Polypteriformes; Polypteridae
Product: general transcription factor II-I repeat domain-containing protein 2B-like
Exons: 2
Coding region: 1-837 (278 amino acids)
Source: RefSeq, a predicted model, not a curated record